CAUAUAUCCCAAAGGCUUGCAUAUUCACUGUCCAGAAAACUCCCUAAAGUUUUCUGUGAACCAAAACUUCUUACGUACGUACUACAAAGAGAUCUAUGUCAAUAGGUCUAAAUCCUUCACACAAAGGUGUUCUGUCCACCCAUCUCUAUUACAACUAAAAGGGUCAUAACCUUUGUUCCUAUAAAGUGUCACACGGAGACUUCCGCUGUAUGUUUCAAUAUCUCCCAAAAGAUAUUGGAACACAUUCUGUUUGAGGAAAAAGGGUUGAAAAAGAAAAGAUUUUUAGAAGUCUAUUCACCCCCCUCUAGACUUCUACCUCACUUGGGACCAUCAAUUGGUAUCAGAGCGGUUGUUCAUAGAGUCAGUUUUUAACCGACUUAUUUUGAACAAAAGAUCAAUCACCAAUCUCCCAAAACACUUAUAGAAUAGAGAUGGAAAACACUAUGAAGGAUACUACUGCUCUUAAAGGAAAGGAAGAACCGACAAAGAAAAAGGAUGAUGGAAGUAAUGAGUGGAAUAAAGAGGUCAAGAUUGGAAAUAAACAAAAUUCUCAGAUCAUUAACACAACUUAUGUUAAUGAUUUAAAGAAUUAUCUAUUGAGCACACGCCAGUCUAUGACAGAAGAAGACAUUCUGUUCUUAAAGAAUGUCAUCAAAGAUGUGCUCACUGGAAAGAAGAGAUUCUCAAGACAGUAAGCUCCAAGCUGCUUGCUGAAAAACUGCUGGCAAGGAAUCAACUGAAAAGAUCUUCUUCUCUAGCCACCAGGUAUAAGUGGAUGUAUCAGAUGAUGUUCAAUCCCAAUUGAGGAAUGACCUUAUUCAAAAAAGGACUGAACCCAACAUCAACAACAUCACACAAAGAUCGUUAGGAUCAUAUUGCACUGAAGGUAGAUUUUGAUGAUGUGUACAACAGUGAUAUAGGUCAAGACAACAAAGGAUCCUAGCACAUCUAAUUGUCAAAGGCAAGAGCUUAAAUGUUGAACAACCUUGAAGAAGGAAUAUAUAUGUCAGAAAACCCCAAAGGUACUCCUCCUCAUCAUAGUAAAAUAUCAAUUGGUAUCAUCAUUUGAUAUCAAUUGAAGAGCAUACAACUCAGGGGGAACUACUCAAACGUUUUAGGCAAACAUUAUCACGUUCAUCUUGCUUAUGAGAAGAAUAUCAAAGAUUGAAGGGGACUUCUCCACCUCAAUAAAAACUUAAGGGAUGGACUAUAAUUCAAAAGGAGAACCCUACUAUUUUGUAGAGUCUUGUUUGUAAUAAGGAGCAUCUUGCAAAUGUUCUAUUAAAAAUAGGAGCAACCUACUAAAUAGCAGCGUCCUAAUUUAGGAGCACCCUGUUAAAAAAGCUAGAUCAUGCUAAUAACAGUGUCCUAAGAAUAUCCAUUUCUAUGUUUACAAGUCAAAAGGACUCAAUCAUCAACACAGGGGGAAUGUUCAAAAAAGCUUCAAGAGGAUACACUCAACCAACAGAAGAUGAGUGAUGAAAAGGCAUUAGCAAACUCUCAAAUCACAAGGUGAAACAAGAGCCUACAGGAUUUUUGAGAAAAACAAAGAAAUGUUUGCUAAAAUGCUACUUAAUCUUUCAAGAGUAGUCUAGGCUUCAAAUGCAUCUAAUCAACUCCAAUUGACAAAGUCCAGAAACUAGAUGACUUGAUUAACUCUGAGGAUCAGGUGGGAUUUGUUCAAUAAAAACAAAUCAUUAUGGCAGAGAUCGGUCAAUGUUCUGGAUAACAGAAGGAGAUGUUCAAAAGGAGAAUUAGUUAUGGUUCACCAGAAACUCUAGAAAGAAGGAAAGGAGAAGGAUUAUGUCAGCAGGAAAAGCAGCAAAACUGAACCUUUCAGAAAAUUUUCGAGGCCUGCUAAAACCAACAGAAUACCUCAAGCUUUUAUUGAUAAACAGAACACCAAAAGCAGUUCUGUCAAGGAACAGAACUCCUGAUCAAAUAGAAAGAGGUUCUGUUGAAACACCAACUCCCAGUUUAUUUUAUACUUGAAACAACUCAAAUGUUUCAAGAAAUUCAGGAUAUUAUUGUAAGUAUGGGCUAUCUGAAAAUCCAAGAAGAACAGAUAUUGAUCAAGACUGAAGGGUCAAAUCAAUCAACGAAUAUCCUGAAAUAAAAUAUGGAGUAUUUAUCUAAAUUCAGCCAUACAGAAGGAAUUAAUCUUGAUUACAUCAAAAGCAUGCUGACAUUCGAUAAGGUGUCACAUUAAUGAGCAUUAGAGAGGAUUACCUUCAAUCAAAUCCAAGGAAAGGAAGUACGAAGAAUUUAUGGUUACAUGCAAAAUCCUACAACGACACAUGGUGAUCAAGCAGCUGACUCAUUUAUUUAUGUCAAGAUCAAGCAACCACAUUAAUAAGUCAAGUGAGUUUCUCAAUAUCUCAUUCGCUUAUCGAAGUUGCUUUUUGCUAAGAAAAGAGAGACACCCGCAAGAUCAUUAAUGAAACGCUUAGAUUGCCACAAAGCAAUUAAAAGCAAAUUGAAGCAUGUUAGCUAUAAAUACAUUCUUUGCUUCACACAUAUACCUUACUCUCAAAAGCUCACCAUCCUCACAGAGACUCCUACAAAGUAUCAUCACUUUAACUCAAAUGCAUUCCUCAUCAUCCUAUCCCCUGAAUCUUGAGCUAACGCUAAGACCAUCAGUUGGACCAAAUAAGCCAAGAGACAUUUCCAGCCCCAGAGCACAAGAGAACACUUCCACUAGUGAGACAUUGCUCAAUGUUAGUAAAGAAAAGGAAGAACUUGACAAAGAAUACUGCAGAGUGCUCAAUUGGAAAAGCUGGAGGAUGACUCAAAUCGACAUUCUUCUCCUAAAUGAGAUUGAGUUAAGAAAAGAAGAAAAGUUUGCCUUGAGAUGGUUAAGAACGAAGAACACUGAGAUUGACACCUCAAUGGAAUACAUCCAUAGGAUCUACCAGCGCAAACAGGAAGAAAUAAAGCAUGAAAAUGAGAGGAGAAAAAGGAAUGCCACGCAAGGAUUUUUUCCAGGAGAAUCAUCUCAGCACAAUGCCUUCCUCACAAACCAAAAAGCACAUUUUUGAGUGAUGCCUUAAAAGGGGGAAAAAGAAUGGCACCUCAAAAAUUCUUAAAAUCUCAUUUUUAUGUAUAGUUUUUAGACAUCAUCAAAAAGGGGAAAAUUGUUAGGUCCCCUAGAUUUUGAUGAUCAAAUAAGACAAUAGUUUUGAUGAUGCUAAAAACUAUAAUAUCCCUGUAAUAGACCAACACUUGUAUUUGUUCUACUACUGUUAAUUGUAAUGUGCUCAAUAGUGAUAAAGUACUCAAGAAAAUGAGAGAGUACUAAAAAGAGAAGAAACGUACCAUAAAACAAAAAGAAAAGAAACAAACAGAAAAGGUAUGAAAAGAGUCAACUGAAACCCUUAUAAAAUCAGAGACUUGAUCAGAGAACCUUCAAUAACCUUCUGAUCAUACUAGAGAACUUCAACUCUGAUAGUUAUCAGAACUGACCAUCUAUGAUAAACACCAGAGUUGGUUUUCUGUUGGGUCACCAGAAGACCUUCUGUCAUGGUCGUAUCAAAGAACCUCAACAACAGAGGUGGUUCUCUGAUUGCACCGGAACAGAAGACCUCAUAGGUAUUCUGGUAAGGUAUUCUGUUAAGGUAUUCUGAUAAAGAACUCGAUAUCUACUAUUCUUCUCUUAGCACAGAAACAAAAAGACAGAAGACCCAUUUGCAGUCAAUAUGACAGAAUGCAUAGAAAAUAAUGUUACAAGAAAUUAUGUGACAAAAUUUUUGUUGUAACAUUAUUUACUGAAAAUAUGUAAUCUUAUCUUGAAGAAGCAUUGAACAACACUCGGCCUAGAUACUGAAUUUCUGUAAGCUAAAAAGAUAAAGAUAAAUCAUCUUAUCUUUGCCUUGAAAUGAGGAAUCAAGUUGAGUAAGGAUAAAAUGAUCUGUGUCACGAGAAGACAAGAAUCAACCAUGCUGCCCAGUCAAGUGGAACAAAGCAAGUAGGUCAAGCAACGAUCAAGAUUGGAUCACUCAGCCAACAGAGGAGAUUCAAAAACAAAGUCUAUAAAUACAGAAAGAGUGCGGAAAGACCAAGUGUGACACCAGAUGGCAAUAAACCUUGGUAUACUAGAACCUAAUGGGACAGAAGGGAAUCAAGGUUUACACGAAAACAUCCAGCUAGCUGAUUCACCUUCACCACUUUGGUUACCACCCCACUCAUCUAAUGCUAUUAGAAUUGCUCAUCAUCCAUACACAUCUAUAGAGCUUAGAUUAGUUGGUAGACUAGUUUAAACCCAUGUAAACUAGACUAGUGUAUUCAUUCUGGUAUGUGUGUGAUCAUCCAGAAGGUGAGGCAAGGACAUGAGUAGCUUCUGGCUGGGCAAGCCAUUAGUGAAAAACCUUGGAGGACAUGAGUAGCUUGGAACAGACUGUUCCUCAUGAAAAACCUCACAAUCUACGCCCGGGCCAGGGGUAGAUUGGCACUAAAUGUAAUGGGAUAUUCAUUUAGGGGAAAUCCAUCUGAAAUAGGUUGAAACUGGAUGUAGGAGGAUUAUAUCACCUCUGAACCAGGAUAUAUCUUGGUACCUUUUAUGUUCAGCACCCAACACACACUUCAGUUCUCACUCACCUUCACACAUCCCAAAGGCUUGCAUAUUCACUGUCCAGAAAACUCCCUAAAGUUUUCUGUGAACCAAAACAGCUUACCUACGUACUACAAAGAGAUCUAUGUCAAUAGGUCUAAAUCCUUCACACAAAGGUGUUAUGUCCAUCCAUCUCUGUUACAACUAAAAUGGUCAUAACCUUUGUGAUGGAUAAGUGUACCCGGGGGUAUCUAUCCGAGGGGUUAUUGUGGGGAAUAACUAGAGAGAAGUCAGAGCAAGAGUAAGAGAGAGAAUAUAUAUUGCUGAGAAUGCGUUGAGUAUAUUGAGCCUGAAUUACAAAUGGGGAAAGAAGUGCUAUUUAUAGUAGUAAUAAAUGCCAGAUAGGGACACGUGUCAUCAUUCUGGUGGUCGAGGGGUCACCUCAGCGGGGUGGCACUGGCACUCGCAUGUGGACGCAUUAAAUGCGGUGGUUGGAUGUGACGUUUGUACUUGGUACGUUGAUCCGGCGCAUGUGGGUGGGAGAUUCUGUCGAGGAGAUGCCCUCGGCCGUAGAUGUUUGGCUGAAGGCUCUUCAUACGGGGGGGCCCUAGGUGCUGAGGGCUCUAGGUGCCGAGGGUUCCUGUUUUCGCCGCUUCCUCUCAGACACUUUGAGGGCUUUGAAGGAGCUGUACUGUUAGCUCAUGAGCCUUCGGCCAGGGUGCCGAAGGUACCCCAAUGUUCGUCGUGGGCUGCUUGGCACUUGGGGUGCUUUAGUUUGGGCCUGCCAUGCGUUCUGGGCCUGUUGGGCUUUUGCUACAGUAGAGGGAGUCAAUGGGCCGGGGGUUCCGGGGCUAUAUACUCCAUCAGGAGUCCCUCACUCCUUUUGCCAAAAGGUACUUGAGGGAAAAGGAGUAAUUGCGGUUGUCCUCUGAUGCUGUCUUGCUUGUAGUUUGUAAACCUGUGAGAGAUUUACGUUUGCGCAUAAUUCUACCGGGGGCAGUCCUUCAGUCCCCCACAUUUUGGGACUUGAAGGAUUAUGUUGCUGCUUUGGCGAGGUUUUUGACAUUUUGCAUUUUCCCGAAGGGGUCCUCCAGUCCCCCACUCCUUGAGGCACAUGUAAUGUGGUGAAGAGGAGUAGAAUAGUGCCCGCUGUCGCGUAGGGCCGAAGGUUGACAUUUUUCGUUUCAUUUUGGGGGGAUGCCUCAUUAAAAACCUCAUUAGGAAAAACCCUGUGGGAAAAAAUCCUAAUGAGGGAAAAAGAGUGCACCGAAUUCCCCCAAUGAUGACUCGAAAAGGUGAAACCUUGGUCUGGGAUGAAGGGCAAAGUUUAUGCCGAAGGCUACUCUUGAUCUGAGGGCGCGUGGUUUUGACUUUACCGAAGGCGCUCUGUAGAUGUCUCGAGGGAUGCCGAAGGGGAGUCCUUCAAUCCAUGGGGUUGAUGGCGUGAUGAAUGUAAGUGGUAGUGUUGCAUUGCCGGGGGGAUUCUCUACCUGUUGACAAGCUGGGGAUGAGGGCACCCGGGGGUCCAGUUGUUGUAUGUUGAAGGCUGUCCACCCAAGAGGGGCUUUAAAUUUGAUAUCCCCGAGGGGUCUCGUUAUUCUGUGGCCGGGAAUAGUUGGUGAAGGUUCCCGAGGGGUUUACCCGUUGUUAAGCCGUGAGUUCCUGAAGGAGAGAGCCCGAAGGCACUCGUGAUGUUGCAUGAGGGGUACCAGCCGGGGGCACCUCUGUGUUUUCAAAAUAUAGCCAUUGAGAUAUGACCGUUGGAAGCGGAGUCCACGUGGCGUGUGCUUGUUGGCUGACUGUGGGUGGGCGUCACCGAUUGGGCAACUCGACAGUUCGUAAUGAUGAUUUUUCCAUCGGGGGCCCAAUUUCCGGCCCAAGCCCAGAUUUGGGUGCCUAUAAAUACCCCAAGGACAGGGGCCGUUCUCCUUGUGCGAUCAUUGUAGCGAAGCUCUGGCAAUUUGAUUUCUAGAGAGAGAAAAUCCCCCUCAGACAAAAUCAAAGCUCCCCAAGGUCAGUUGUUCCCUUUGUUCUUUGUUUGCUCAGUGAGUUUAGCUUUUGUGGCCUUUAGAUCUAGCAUUAGCGGUCCUUAGGGAAAUUCCUUCUUCCGAACCCUUCGACUUCUAGUUCUUAGAAAAUGUCUUCGCAAAGCGAUUCCCAAGAUAUUUCGAGGGAGCAUUCAGCCGAGGCCGAGAGCAUAUCCGAGGUGGAGUCUUCGAGCGAGAACCCCUCGGCCGGAAACGAUUCGGCGGUAGCUGAGGAGGUACAAGACAACCUCCUGGUAGAAAUGGAAGCCGAAGACUUCGAACAAGAAAAUGAGGACGAGGAGUUGGCCCUCGCCGUUCAAGUUGUUGAGGAGGAGGAGGAAAAGGAGAGGCGGAAGGUUACCGUUGCCGUCCUUCCCCCGCGCAAUGCUGGAGAAGCCAGCAGCUCUCGACCACUCAACGCAGAACCCCUCAGGGUGGGUCCGGGGACGAAGGCCAAGAAGAAGGCGGGGGGCCCCAAGAACAAAGGCGCUGUAGACCAAGGGAAACCCGUCGGUAUUCCUGAGGGGUAUUCGUUCCUGAACACCGAAGCCCUUGAGUUGAGGUUGAGGGCUGAUGAAGCGGAGUGCUACUUGAUGCAGCUGCACGUGGGGCCCUCGGCGACUGUGGUGGGGUCGGGGCCUGAUGACGUACUAUCCCGGGCUCCCGAUGGGUGUUUUGCGGUGCAUAUCCUCUCGGUAUCGAUGGGGCUUCGAUUCCCUCUGCAUCUGUUCCUCCUUGAGUACCUGAGGUAUGUUGACUUAGCUCCCUGCCAACUCACCCCAAUAGCCACUCCUACAUCACCGGCUUCUUGCAACUCUGCCGUGAUUGGGGAGUAGCCCCCAGCCUCAAUCUCUUUUUUCCGAGUUUCAACCUCUGCCGGGGAGGUCAUACAAAUUCCGAGGGGUUCGCAAACCUUCAGCAGCUUGCCAUGUGGAGGCUAUUUGAUGACGUACCCUCGUCCCAUAAGGGUUGGAAAGAUCGCUUCUGCUAUGUCAGGAUGAAGGAAACCCCGUUCCCAGGGGAGCUGCAGAACUAUUUCAAGAGGCAUCCGAAGGUGGAGGGUGCUGCCCUCGAGAAAGACGGAAGGAAGAUCUCGGCCAUCCCGAUGGGUCGCAACAAGUACGUGUCAAUCAAGGAACUGACCCUCAAUGAUGAUCUACAUAAUCUCGGCUUCCGGCGCUACCUUUUCCUGGGGGAACGGGAUGAGAAGUAUCCCAUCUGUGAUCGAGUGUUCGAGGGCUUAGGAGGUGGUUCCCGAAGGCUUCCGUUGUUGUACUUAGAAAUAUUUUGUAUUUCGUUUCUGCUCUUGUAUCUGUACCCCUCGGACUUACAGUUUUUGUGGUUUUGCAGGUGUUACAAUGAAUGUGAAGGGAUUCACUGGUGUGAAAAAGAAAGCGGCCAAAGAUCCAAAGGAGAAUCCCGUCGGUGCUUUUUUCAAGAAGGCCGAGGGUCCGUUGAUGCCCCCUACUGCUGAUGCUGCUGCAGCCGCCGCGAAGAGGAAGGCGGCGGGCAAGGACGUUGCCCCCGUUGGCAAAAAAUCGAAGAAGGGGGAUGCCAGGAGGAAUGAUCCCCCGGUCCUGAUCAUUGACGAGCAUUCGGCCUCCGACACUCCGGCCAUGGUAGCGACGGCUCCUGCCCACCCCCCUUCGGCACAACAGGAUGAGGGGGAUUUGCCCCGAAAGGAUAUUCAGUUCUCCCUCAUAAAGGGAACUGCCAUAGUGCAUGGCACUGUGGUACCAAAGGAGUUCCUUCGGGGCGCUACUCCUUCUCUGGACAAGGCGGCUCUCAGCAGGCUCGAGGAUGAUGCCCUCGAUAAUAAAAUCUUUCGGUCCUCACUAACUGCUUGCAUUGCCCUCGGCGAGCAAGUCCAGAGGGCGGAAUAGUUGCGCCUCCAGAAGGCGGAGCAAGACGAGACUUUGAGGAGGCUCGUUCAUGUUAAUGCUGACGCCGCAAGGCAAAUGGCGAGAUUGGAGGAGAGCCUUCGGCAGGCGGAGCAGAAACUAGAGGCCGCCAAAGUAGAGGCUAGAGCCGAGGGCAGGGCCGAGAGGGCAGCUGCUGAGGCUGCAAAGAAAGCUGCCAACGAGGCCGAGGCGGUCAAGGAGGUGGCCAUCGCAAAGGCCCGAGAGGAAGCUGUUGCCGCCUUCGUUGUUGAGGGUUGGAAGGCCGAGGGGUACAAGAAGUGGUCGUCCUCGGCCGUAGGGGUAUCAGUGGAUGAGUGGUGCGAGGGCCCCGGCGUAGAGUGGUUGGCCCGAAAGGGCAAGAAAUAUUAUGAUGGGGGCGAGUUCUUCACUCAGGCCCUCAUCUACCGGAGGAUGGCCCGACACCUGAAGAUUGAGCCGAAGGAUUUUGAUCCGGCGGCAUAUGGCCUCCUGCCUUUGCAGCCAGAUGUUCGUGUCCCUCUUCCCCCGGAUGUCUAGAGGCCUGAUCUUGAAGAUUCCAUGCUGAUGGCCGAGGUUGAGGACGACCAAGUAGGGACCGAAGGGGACGUCACUUCCACGCCGGUUGAAGAGGGCGCUGAUGAAGUAGCCGAUAUCUGAUUUCGUGCUUAGGAAAUCUCGAACAAUCUUUGUAAAAACAUUCUACAGCCUUCGGCUGAUGUAAC
Messenger RNA from Cuscuta europaea, 9175 nucleotides. NCBI's taxonomy places the organism in Eukaryota, Viridiplantae, Streptophyta, Magnoliopsida, Solanales, Convolvulaceae. The record is from the annotation of a GenBank genome assembly.